AUGGCCACAGCCGCAGCAGCUUCAGCUUCCUACAAGGCUCGCAAGGAGGCAUUCGUGUCCAACCUCUACGGAAGUUCCUUGACCGAGAUCAACCUGGUCACGCUGGUUGCCGCAGCCGCAGUAUUUCUCUGGACUGCUCUGCAGAGGAAAUACUCCUUCUUCACGCCGUACUCUCCCCUCGCUAUUCUCGCCGACUUCUUGCUGAAUGUUUGCGCCAUUUUGUUCGCCAUCACUCUGUACUCAUCAGCUCCCUUAGCCUUGAACAUCUUUCUCAUCACCCCGGCGGUUGUCCUUGUAUUUCUCCAGACCGGACAAGGACAGUCGACGACGACGACGACCUCUUCUUCGUCGGAUGGACCAGCAACAAACCUAUCAUCGGCAGCAAGAACGGCGAAAAAACCAGCAAAGGUCAACCCUGCUGUCGCUGUCAAUGGCACCCCGUCCGAUGCUCCUCCUCCGGCCCUCCCCGUGCGACCAUUCCUCACUCACUACCGGGGGUCCAUGCUCGUCGUGACCUGUCUGGCCAUUUUGGCGGUUGACUUCCCCAUCUUCCCGCGCCGGUACGCCAAAGUCGAGACAUGGGGCACCUCGCUGAUGGACCUGGGGGUUGGCUCCUUCGUCUUUUCGGCAGGUGUGGUCUCUGCUCGAGCCGUCGUGAGAGCUGGUCCCAGCAAUCUCUCAUCACCAUCCGCCACCACCAACAACUUUGCCAAUCGAUUCAUUCAAGCCGUUCGCCAUUCCAUCCCCUUGCUCGUUUUGGGCUUGAUCCGCCUGUACAGCGUCAAGGGGCUCGACUACGCCGAACACGUCACCGAAUACGGCGUGCACUGGAACUUCUUCUUCACGCUGGCCCUACUGCCACCCUUUGUAGAGAUCUCUGACAGCCUCACGCGCAGGGCAUUCAAGUCCUACGAGACCUUGGCUCUUACCUUGGCUGUCAUCUACGAACUAGUCCUCAACAACACCUCCCUCCUCUCAUACAUCCUGAUCUCCCCGCGGGGACCAUCGCUCCUCUCCAAAAACCGCGAAGGCGUCUUCUCCUUCACCGGCUAUCUGGCCAUCUUCCUCGCCGGGCGCGGAGCCGGGUUGGGGGUGGUGCGCUUCAACGAGCCCGUCCCAAAGCUCUCCAAGCAGUCCCCCUCCUCGAGGGAAGUCACGGCGCGAGAGCGACAAGUCGUCCUGCGGGCCCUGUUGAUCCAAUCGCUAAUCUACACCUCUCUCUACUGGCUCUCCACGAGCCUCUACACAUUCAACCUCACCGUCUCGCGCCGCCUCGCCAACCUGCCGUACGUCCUCUGGGUCGUGGCCUUCAACAACGCCCAACUCUUCCUCUUCGGGGUCGUCGAAGCCUCCGGCCCGCCCUUCUCCUAUUCCACCGAACCCGAAGCCCACCCGCACUCCAAACCGGCGUCUAUGGCAACCAGCCGCAUCCUAGGCGUGUACAACAACAACGGCCUCGUCGUUUUCCUGGUCGCCAACCUCUUGACGGGUCUCGUGAAUCUGAGUCUUAAUACGCUGGACAUGCCGCCGCUACAGGCUAUGGGUCUGUUGGUGGGGUACGCCGUGCUGGUCACGGCGACGGCGCUGGGGUUGAGUAAGAGUGGUGUCAAGAUCAAACUAUGA
This is a messenger RNA of Fonsecaea multimorphosa CBS 102226, 1623 nucleotides long. RefSeq lists its product as uncharacterized. Bases 1 to 1623 code for a protein of 540 amino acids. The transcript has 2 exons. NCBI's taxonomy places the organism in Eukaryota, Fungi, Ascomycota, Eurotiomycetes, Chaetothyriales, Herpotrichiellaceae. Gene Ontology annotation, biological process: GPI anchor biosynthetic process; protein localization to plasma membrane. Gene Ontology annotation, molecular function: glucosaminyl-phosphatidylinositol O-acyltransferase activity. The record is from RefSeq and is a predicted model, not a curated record. Gene Ontology annotation, cellular component: membrane; endoplasmic reticulum.